AUGCCUGCAGGCGUCGCCACCGUCGUGGCCAACCAGCUAGGGAUUUCUCCCGGAGACCUAGCCCCGCGUCCCACUGAGGGCCCAGAUCCCUGCCGCCCCCUUCACCGGCGCCUUCGGGGGCGACGAGGAGGGGGGAAGACGGAGAGUGGGGCCGGUGGUGGAGGGACUAGGGUUUGGCUCGAAGGGGCGACACGAUGGGAACGGGUCCAGUUCUCGUACACCACGUCCCCUCCCUCCAUCACCGCCGGUCCGCCGCAUUCCUCCCGCUGCCCCCUCCGCCACACAGGCACACAGCUGCACCGAGCCAAGUGGAGCUCCCAUUCUUCCAUUCCUCCCCGGCUCCAGACCGAUGACUCCCCACGGCGCAACCGCCGCUCCGAGUUCCGGUGCGGCACUCCGCCUCCCGCGCGCCGACGCCGCGCGGAAUGUGCGGGCGAGGAGGAGGGUAGCCCUACGAGCUGCGGGGUCGAACCGAGGUGCCCGAGGCACCAGGAGGAGCGGAAGACCGGGCGUUCCGGACUCGGACCGUGUUCCCGUACUGCAGUCCCACAGCUUUUUCUCCGAUGUCCGGGACUGCUGCUAUUGGUGUUGUGGCAAGAAAUGACCAAGGGGUGGUGGUUGCAGCUCUCAGUGCUCCUAUCAGCGCUUGUUACGAUGUUGAGGAAGCUGAAGCUAGAGCUAUUUUUGGAAGGACUCCAAAUGGCCUCAGAGCUGAAGAUCAAGUGUGUGGCGCUGGAGUCGGACAGUGCACUUGCUGUAGAUGCUUCGAACGCCACGACUAGAAACCACUGCCAGUUCUGGAGCGUCUAUAAGGAAAUUGGUUUGGCAAAGUCAGUUUUUUCUAGUUGUUCUAUUUCGUAUACUAGGAGAAAGCUCAAUUCAUUGGCUCAUGAGCUAGCCAAACGAGCUAGUGUUUCAGGUGUCUGUAGUCGAUGGUUCGACCCGGUGCCGGAGGAUAUAGCUAGCUUGGCUAAACGGGAUCUUGUAAACAUUGUUUAUGUGUAAUGUAUGAGCUUUCCCCCUAAAAAAAAAAGAAAUUACCGGUGGUAUUUUUUUUUAA
Lolium perenne is the source of this 1060-nucleotide messenger RNA. RefSeq lists its product as uncharacterized. Lineage: Eukaryota; Viridiplantae; Streptophyta; Magnoliopsida; Poales; Poaceae. The record is from RefSeq and is a predicted model, not a curated record. Gene Ontology annotation, molecular function: RNA-DNA hybrid ribonuclease activity; nucleic acid binding.